This is a messenger RNA of Serpula lacrymans var. lacrymans S7.9, 883 nucleotides long. RefSeq lists its product as uncharacterized. NCBI's taxonomy places the organism in Eukaryota, Fungi, Basidiomycota, Agaricomycetes, Boletales, Serpulaceae. The record is from RefSeq and is a predicted model, not a curated record. The transcript has 3 exons. The coding region runs from base 274 to 558 and encodes 94 amino acids.
CAUUGCAUCUCCUUCGGUUUCUGAUACUACUGCCGAUGACCGCGUAUCUUCACCAAAGAAGACGAUAAAACGGAGUUGACUAAACCGUAUAAACCAUACAGGGAGCUCUGUACCCUUACAUUCUCCGAGUCUUGUCCCUCCAAUAUCACCGGAAAUUAUUUAUCGCCUUCUGUUCGGCAGCUAUGCAUCCUGUUGAAAGUCAUCAACAAACACGCCCCGCUCUACAAUCUUUAUGAGCACCAAUGCUACUGGUUUGCCAAUACCGUGUUCGACAUGUUGAAGAAACUAUUUCCAAAUGCAGAGGAGAAGUGUAGUUCACACGACAUACGCGGCAACUAUCACGGGUUGAAAUUCGACCAUCGUAACAGUAUAGAGACGAUAACUGAAGAAUAUAACACGUCAUGGCGCGAGGCGUGUGACAGUGCACGCCAACGAGAGCAACUCAAGGCUGAAAGUGCGCGCCGCGACGCUGAAAGACUGGCUGAAAUAGCCCAGCUCAAAGCCAGACUACGUGAAUACGAAGACUGUCAGCCUGACAAUGCGGCGGCCCCGGCCUGAAGAAGGGAUGUCAAGUUUGUUCUCGUAGCCAGGAAGACAGCAAAGCUGUCAAACAUGCCAUAUCUUUCCUAUUAUUUAUUUUCACAGAGCGGAAUCUAUGACUCGUCAUCGUUAACAUGUCCAUGUAUAUUUUAGUACACUGUUUCAGGUGUAGGUACCGUGCCAGGCCUCUAGUGUAGUUAAAUCAUCGCGACGGUUCGAAAGCGGGUAGUUUGAUAGUGCCACUUAGACUCCCAUGCUGCUAUGUUAUAACGAUCCCCAGAUAGUUGCCAAAUGUUUAUGGAGGAUGUCGCUGCGAAUAAUGACAAAGAAAUCUAUAAUCAUG